AUGGCAACGCGUCUCAGACCCGGACAACCUACUGUUGCUGCCCUCCCUAGCUCUCUUACAUUCGACGGAAAGACCGCACUCGUUACCGGGGCUAAUAGCGGACUGGGUCUUGCCACAUGCCUCCAUCUCCUGCAGCGUCAUCUCCCGAAGCUGAUAAUUGGUGUCAGGAACAGAGACAAAGGCGAGGCCACCAAGGCUCAGCUUCUUGCUGACCCAGUAGUUGCCGCCUUAGGACGUCGGCCGGAUAUCCUUAUCUACGAGCUAGACCUCUCGUCGCAAAAGUCCGUAAUCAGCUUCGGGGAGGCCAUUCGGAAUGACAUACCCAAAUUGGACCUUGUCCUUCUCAACGCAGGCAUAUACGCCUUCGAAUGGAAGGUAUCACACGAGACGCGCCGUGAGCUGACUUUCCAAGUCAACUAUGUUUCCAAUGCACUCCUCGCCAUCCUUCUCCUCCCCCUCCUCCAAUCUUCAUCCAUCCAAUCAAACACGCAUUCCCACCUGUCCAUCGUCGGAUCAGAGAUGGCAGUCAUCCUCAAGCCUAUGCAUAUCCCUGUCCAGUCCGCCGUAUUCGACUUCAUAGCCGAUCACGACAAUUACGCAGUCAAUAAUCGAUACGGAGAAACCAAGCUCUUUGUGGCCAUGUUCGUUCGACAGCUAGCCAAACGCGUGAACCAUGCCCAGGUGAUUGUAAACUGCAUGUGUCCAGGGCUGGUUGCGACAAGCCUUGCGAGGGACUCGCCAUGGUACCUGAGAAUUUUCUUGGGUGUAUUUUAUGCUGUGAAGAGUGCCAGGACACCAGAAGUUGGAGCCAGGCUGAUCGUCAAGGCGUUGGCAGCUAGCCCCCAGAGCCACGGAAAGUUUAUGGUGAACGAUAGAUUGAAACAGGUUCCGCUCAUGGAAACUGAGGAUGGUCUUCAGGUCGAAGCGAAGAUGUGGAAGGAAACUCUUAAAGUUGCAGAGAAUGUUAUACCGGGUUGCCACGCCGUUCCUCCUCAUCGCUCAUUUUUCACAUACGCCAGACCGAAGCCCUGGCGUACAGUACGCGUCGACAACCUUCCUGAUGGCUAUGACGUGACCAGUAUCAUUCAAACGAUCCGUGCUAACCCGGUGGAGAAGAUCGUUGCAGAGAGGAACCAUUUACUGGUCCAAUUCUUCGGAAAUUACAUGGCCGAACGAUGUAUACAGAACUAUAACGGCCCUCCACAUUUGUCGCUAAAGCUAAAUGAAGCUCCUUCGCCGCCUCUACAUGCUGCGACAGUCGCGGCCAUCGGAUACCUCAACCUGUCGCGCUCUUUCAAGAUCGACAAUCUUCCAUUGGAUUUUAACCUUGUUGAACACGAGAUCUGGAAACACAUUUCCGAACCCAAAAGCGUAGAAUAUUCCCGAAUCCAUUGCUCUCAUACCAGAACCAGCGCUGAAUUCUGUAUGAUCGAUACUGAGACGGCCAUCAACAUGGUUGCAGAUUUCAAGGGCCUGGCAGCUACGGAAGCGUCUUUCAGGGGAACCGGGGUGUUUUACACAAGCGGCGAUAUCGAACCCAUCUACCCUGUAUGGUACAAAGAGAACGACAAGGUUCAUCCUCGGACAAUAACCGUUUCUGUGACUACCGAUACAUACAGGCCUCUUCGAAGUUCUAUGAUGGAAUUCGAGAGAACUUACCCAACUUUAUUAAAGGCAAGCACGAUCCGGCAAGAAAACACAGUGAUAUUUGGCUUUGCUACCAAUGACUCCGCCCAAUUCUUCAGGGGGAUGCUUCAGUCCCGGUCGGAUGAACUUGGCCUCAAGAUCCCCUUCAAAUAUGAUAAUCGCCCAGAAGUUGUAUCUGACAACGUAAUUACUGCCGUCGCCUUGGGCGCCCGACGCACUAUAAUUCUUACUAUCCCCGUCGAGCGAUUGCUGGAACAGAGCCAAUAUCAUCUUUUGUUUAGAGAAUUCGGAAACAUCUCCUACGUUUCCAAACGUGUCAGGGAAGACCUUCCCAUGGCAUCUAUACGAGUUCAAUUUGAAGAUAUACGCUCAGCUUUGAAGGCCGUGUACCUAUUGUCUUCGCCUGGGAACCAAAAUGGUGUGCGGGUUUCCCUCCAAGGUUCUACUGUGUCAUUUUUGGGGGCCCUGCACCUGCAACCCGUCGUCAUUGACUAA
Messenger RNA from Guyanagaster necrorhizus, 2142 nucleotides. Its product is annotated as NAD(P)-binding protein. Lineage: Eukaryota; Fungi; Basidiomycota; Agaricomycetes; Agaricales; Physalacriaceae. Bases 1 to 2142 code for a protein of 713 amino acids. The record is from RefSeq and is a predicted model, not a curated record. The transcript has 6 exons.